Molecule: messenger RNA, 988 nt
Organism: Musa acuminata subsp. malaccensis (wild Malaysian banana)
Lineage: Eukaryota; Viridiplantae; Streptophyta; Magnoliopsida; Zingiberales; Musaceae
Source: RefSeq, a predicted model, not a curated record
UGUGGCGAAAGCCUGCGCAAAGCCGUCCGUUCUUCCCCUACGUGACGCCUCUCCCUAUCACAAAGACGACGCCCGUGGGCUCCCUGCCCGUCUCCUCGCAGCUCUCCGCCCCACACGCACCACCCGCCUGACCUCUUCAAGAAGCCCGCGACAUCUCUCUCCUUAUCGCUGCUCCCUUUUCGCUUCACUCCGUUGGUCCAUAAGAUCACCCUCCGUCGCGAAUCCCUGGUGGUGGAGGUAGAAGGCAUCUUGGGGUUUCUUGGGUGAUGGCCUUCGUCCUCACGGGCAUCCGUUUCCCCACCGCGCGGGCCUUGGGGCUAUCGACACGAUCCGGAUUCCCGAGCCAGAGGACGUUCGGCGCCAAUCUCUCUCCCGUAUCCAAGAAGCAGAUUAAGGUGCGGUUUCCGGUUGCUUCUGCAACUGGAAAGUUGCUAGUUCCAGGUACUGAAAGUGAUGAUCUGUCAUCCUCCACCACCCUGAAUUCAAACAAGGAAGCUGCAUCAUGUAAUCUGCAGGUAUUGCAAGAAACAAGUGGUGUGAAGAUUGAGGACAACAUUGAGCUUGAAGCAGGGCAGACAUCCAUCUCCUCUGCACUCAUUGGUGAAGAAAGUAUGAAUCAAGGUGACAAAAGCUCAGUUUCUUCUCAAGCCAAAGAAGAAGUCGAGGAUGUUGAGGAAAAACCAAGAUUUGUUCCUCCACCUGGUACUGGACAAAGAAUUUACGAAAUUGACCCAUCUUUAAAGGGUUACAGAGUACAUCUUGAUUACCGAUAUAAUCAGUACAAGAAAAUGCGCGAGAUGAUUGAUCAGUAUGAAGGUGGUCUGGAAGCGUUUUCACGUGGAUAUGAGAAAUUUGGCUUUCAGCGAAGUGCUAGUGGCAUCACUUAUCGGGAAUGGGCUCCAGGCGCAAAGGUCAGUAAAUAUUUGGUGGUAUUGAUCUUCUAAGCUUUGUGCCUCACUGGAUAAAUUAUACCUAUUUGUAUUAUGCU